This is a messenger RNA of Poecilia reticulata (guppy), 3128 nucleotides long. It is a transcript of the gene cdc50c, whose product is annotated as transmembrane protein 30C. NCBI's taxonomy places the organism in Eukaryota, Metazoa, Chordata, Actinopteri, Cyprinodontiformes, Poeciliidae. The record is from RefSeq and is a predicted model, not a curated record. Gene Ontology annotation, biological process: phospholipid translocation. Gene Ontology annotation, cellular component: Golgi apparatus; endoplasmic reticulum; plasma membrane.
GUCACAGCAACUUUAGAGUAAUGCAAUUCUUUCUUUUUUAUCAGCCAAUAAGAGGUAAAAAAAUCUUGUAUGGUUACAGUCGGAUGAAACGGGAACUUGUUUCAGGAAAAAAGUACUUUAGAGGUAAUUAAACAAUGAGACAAAGGUAACACAAAAAGGUAGUUGGGCAAGAGAUUGUGGUUAAUAAAUGACAGGUUGCAACUGACUCCCCACCCAGAAGUGCCUGGCGUGAGUGCUGUGUGUGUGUUUGAUAGCACACAGGCGGAUAUCACUGACGUUAAAAAAAAAAAAAAAACAGGAACAGAAGACAGAGCGUCGUUUUCUCAGGUGCCGUUUUCAGCCGCCGGUUCCACUCAUGGGGAAAACCAAAGACAAGUCUGGGCCCCUGGCUCGGAGGCCGGACAACUCUGCUUUCAAGCAGCAGCGGCUCCCCGCCUGGUCUCCAAUGCUAACCGCUAACACUGUGCUGCCUUUCUUCUACCUGCUGGCAGUGGUAUGCAUGCUGCUCGGAGUGUGGCUGCUUCUCCUCGUACAGAGCACGCAGGAAAUAAAGCUGGACUACACCGAUCUGGGAAACUGUAAUGAGUGUUUCGACCUGCGUCGAAAUGUGAGCAACGCGGCGCAGGCCUGCAGCUGUCGGGUGGAGUUUUCAAUUGACAAAUCAUUGAAGGGCGAUGUCUUUUUCUACUACGGUCUCAAAAACUUCCAUCAGAACCUCCGCAGGUACAUGGACUCCAGAGAUGACGGACAGACGUUGGGCAGGAUAAAAAUUUUAAAGAACCCAAGUACUUAUUGUGCGCCGUUUGACAAAGAUAAAUACGGAGUCCCCAUCGCUCCCUGCGGAGCGGUCGCCAACAGUAUGUUCAACGACUCCUUCAGCCUGACCUAUCACCUCUCCAGCGGCCGUAGUGUUCCUGUUCCUUUGCUACGGACGGGCCUCACCUGGUACACAGACAAAAACGUCAAGUUCCGCAACCCAAGGACGGACAAUCUAACUCUUGCUGAGGUGUUUGAAGGUACGAGACCGCCUCUGUACUGGCAGACGCCUGUAUACAGCCUGGACCCACGUGACCCGAACAACAACGGUUUCAUUAAUGAGGACCUGAUCGUCUGGAUGAGAGAGGCGGCUUUCCCCAACUUCAAGAAGCUUUAUGGGAUUUUAAAUAGAGCAGACCCCAACUUUGAAAAAGGGCUUCCGAAGGGAAACUACAGCAUCGAUAUAUCCUACAACUUCCCAGUGCAGCACUUCCAGGGCAGGAAGGGAGUGGUGCUGACCACGCUGACCUGGUUCGGAGGCCAGAACCAUUUCCUGCCGAUUGCCUACCUGGUAACCAGCAGCCUGAUCCUGCUGGCGGCCGUCGUCCUCACCGUGGCCUGGUGGAAGUUCGGAAAGGAUGGGAAGAACAUGAAGGAAUGAAGCAUGGAGGCGUCAAGAUGCUGAGGACGGAAACCGAUGAAGGAAUGAGCUGAUACUCGUGAAGCUGAGAAAGUUUGCAGACCAGAAACAGGAGACACAAAGUGAAAAAAAGUCAGGGAAUUUUAACGCCAGUUUAUGGUGAAACUGUUAUAAACUAGUUGUUUUAAGAGGAAGCAGUCAUUCUGCAUUUUAAAUCUUUUUUUUCUUUUUUUUUAUUUGAAGGGUUUGUGAUGCAUACGUCACAUUAGGGCCAUGCUAUACUGGAGCACAAAGUGCCAUAACAUGGUGGUUUUCACAUCUUUUUGCUAAAGAAAGUUAAGUAAUUAAAGCACUUAUUCUGUUGUUUUUUUUAAGAGUAAUUUGAGAGAUGUGAAUUGUUUAUUUGGAAUAAAGCCAAAAGGAUUAGAGUGAAACUGAAAAUCCUAGUUUUUAGAGAUGCAAAGUAAGCAGCUCAUGACUGGUCCCAAUUUUUCAGCGGUCAGAAAUAAAAGUAAAUAUUUUUUUCUUUCAGUGAACACAUUUGAUUUUCAAACCGAUGCACUUUGAACUUUGAACCUAGUAGAAAAUUUUUUUGUUGCUGAUAUGGUGUUUAGAGUAUAAAUAUAAAAUUAAGUGAUUUUAUAAACUUGUUUGCUCUUUGUGCAGAAACUCUGGUACUGUGAAAGGUAAAACUUUUUUUUAAUUAAGACUGAUACACCAGGUGCUUUUUAAUUUGUUCCAAAGUGCAGAAAAUAAUUAAUUUUGAAAUAAUCAGAAUAAACACCAAUUCAUAUUAUAAAGUUCUACAAAGAAACUUUCUUAUGUGAACUUUUAAAAUAAACGUACUACAUUUUUUGACACCCAGAUUUUGCAGUGACUCUGCCCAGACACAGCAGAAAGUAGGAAAAAUAUUGAGUGCUGUAAUUUUUUUGUUUUUUAAGAAGCAAGGUUAAACCCUUAAAGUGGCCAACAAGAGCAUCUCUGUUUUGCAUUUCUCCGUUAAGUUUCACACCUUUGUCUAUCGAAUGAAAUACAGCAUCAUCUCAUUUAAACAUUUAUAUAUAAACCUGUUAAUUUAAUAUGAAAGCCAAGCUGUUAUUUAUAUUAGUAAAUUGCAAUGACUGAAUUUUCAGUGAAGCACUAAAGAAAUAAACAUUUCUUUAAUAAAAAAAAACCCAUCUUUAUUCCUUUCCCCCUCCCCCAAACAGAUUGAUUCCACUUAUUUUAUGCAACCAGGGAACUUUAAUCUCCAUAAAUCACUCUGUGGUUAUUGAACACAAUCAGCGCGUGACACUGGCACACCUUCCCCACAGCUGAGGCAGCUGUUCUGUGAAAAUAUGAAGCAGCUUGAUGCACGUUUGUCCACCAUCUGCCCUCCUGUCAGCCAGUGUUUUGCUCAGAUCAGUGCCUGCAGGCGUGCAGGAGAGGAAUGCAGUUUACCGGUGCGACAUUUAAACGGUUAAACACUCGGACGCCGAUGAACACAAGACGGGAACAGUCGAUCUAAACGCUUCAGGACAGAUGCAACACCGACUUAAAUACUAAAUCACACAUUACCAUUUGCAACAACAUUACACUUCUCUAAUUUAAGACUUUUUUUUUUUUUAUGGUUGUGACGAUGGCACAGAUUUGGACCACAGAAGGCAAGACUUGGUCUCCAUCAGGAAAAGUCACGGGUUAAAUACUUCAUGACAGAAGUUAUCCUAAACCUAAACUAAAAAAAAAAAAAAAA